CGCCGCAGCGCCGCAGGUUUCGCGCGGGGCGGGUGUUGUCGUUGUCGCGUCGCAACUUUCGCGCAACCGAGAGAGAGAGAAGUUGGAGUUAUCGCGGGGGGAAGCUUGUCGUGCACGGAGGACCGCGCGAAAAUGCCGCCGAAGAAGCGGGAGAAGGAUCUCGAUGGGCAGAAGGGACCUCGUAUUGAUCAAAUCCAGGCCGACCACGAGCUGUUUCUGCAGGCCUUCGAAAAACCAACUCAAAUUUACCGGUUCCUCCGCACAAGAAACCAAAUCUCACCAAUAUUUCUAUAUAGAAACUUAACGUAUAUGCGGCAACGUAUGUCCAGAAGUCACAAGUCACGACGAGAAUUUAAGGUCGACACAAUUCUGGACAAAUUAAUAGCGAAAAAGAAGCACGAACAGAAUCUCGGCGUUCGCGGAUACAUGACUCUUACGUUUUUAGGAUUUUACGAUAAAAGAGUUGAAGUGUCGCAAGAGCCUGUCAAAGUGGAAACAUUGUUGUUGAAAAUCUGCCACAAGAAAAGAAAAGACGUUAGCUCGCCUAUCAUGCAAGUUUCAGUCGGUACGAGCGAGGUCCCAAUCAAUCCUUCCGAGAGUCAGCCUCCACCGAAGGCACCUACAAUUUCCAUACCCAAUGAAUCCUUCAGCUUAAAUAAUGGUCACAUAGCGAAGACUUAUAUGCUUUUGCUCAGGGUUUACUGCAUGUCUAACAAUGGCUGCCUUAUAACUAACUGUGAUUUAGAAGAACCAGCUCAAAAGCGUCGUAAAUCGUCCAUGGGUACGAUAAAAGUGAAUGGCGAAGAAGUGAAACAGUACGGCUCGGAGCUUACUGUGUACGACAAGCACAAUCGAUGCCUGCUGACGGACGGCGAGUAUGAGUUAGGUUUGCAGGAAGUACAGACCAAUGUUAGGUCCAGUCCUAAGAAACACAGCUCUUGGGAAACUGUGGCCGACAUCAAAGACUGCGAACCGUUCGACUUGUUCAGGCAAGGACCGACGUUAAAAUUCCGCCUCAGUUGGACGACGGAACCGAGCAACGGUCUAGUCGAUAGACCGCUGCCGAUACCUCCGAUACCAAGCGGUGACAAUAAAGAGAAUCGAUCGACCAACGCUGGUUUCGAACGUUCCUCUUCCGUAAAUCACAAUAACAAUAGCACAAAUAAUAAUAAUAACGCAACACUGCCAACGCCUAGUCCGCUGACGCCCUCGUCGAGAAUAAGCAUCUCCAACGAGAAGGUGGACGCCAAUGGAACUCAGCAGAUAGUCUAUCAAUUUUUGUACAACAAUAACAGCCGGCAGCAGACGGAGGCCUGCGAAGACCUACACUGCCCCUGGUGCUCGUUGGACUGCGGCAAACUGUACUCGCUUCUAAAGCAUUUGAAGUUGUGUCAUUCGCGAUUCACAUUCACAUACGUGCCAAUUCCACAAGGUGCCCGAAUUGACGUAGCAAUAAACGAAUGCUAUGAUGGUUCGUAUGCAGGUAGUCCUCACGAAUUAAUUUCACAACCGUCUAGCGUACCUUUUUCAAGGACAGGACCAACCAGACGUACGAGCGUGACGAAUAUCCUGGUGUGCCGUCCGAAGAGAACGAAACCAAGCCUCUCAGAGUUUCUGGAACUCGAUGAGAAUGAGUUUGAGAGUCAGAGGCCUUAUAUCACUGGCCACAACAGACUGUAUCACCAUACCGUCACCUGUCUACCUAUAUACCCCAAAGAGAUGGAUAUCGAUUCCGAGGGUGAGAACGACCCUAAGUGGCUGCAAACAAAGACAAUGAUGAUGAUAGACGACUUUACGGAUGUGAAUGAGGGCGAGAAGGAGCUAAUGAAGAUGUGGAACCUCCAUGUGAUGAAGCACGGAUACGUAGGAGACUGCCAGAUACCACUAGCUUGCCAAAUGUUCUUAGAGAAUAAGGGGAAGGAGUUGCUCAUGAAAAAUCUUUAUCGCAACUUCGUAUUGCACAUGUGCAGUCUGUUUGAUUUUGGGCUAAUCAGUCCGGUGAUACUGUACCAGACUAUACAGAAGCUGCAAGAAAUCAUGAAGGAGGGCGGAGAGAAUGGGGACGUGCGUAAAGUGUUGCAAAAAUCACACGAAGCUCAGGUGGAGCAUUGGGGGACUACGGGUGCACAUGCGCAACUGAUACACGACACAUCCAAAGCUGGCGGUAUGACGGGCGUUAAGAUCAACUUUGGCAAUGACGGUUCCUCGAGCUCGUCGUCGAACGCCAGACGAAAGACGACAACCGCCUCCAUGCCAUUAGGCUCGCCCAACUCGCAGAAUAUCAAGCGGGAGAUGCACAACAAUAUACACAAUGUCAGUACGUAAGCGCGAAAGUCAACAUAAAUGAC
Messenger RNA from Vollenhovia emeryi, 2348 nucleotides. RefSeq names its product polycomb protein suz12-B (gene Su(z)12). The coding region runs from base 133 to 2325 and encodes 730 amino acids. Gene Ontology annotation, cellular component: nucleus; ESC/E(Z) complex. The transcript has 9 exons. Lineage: Eukaryota; Metazoa; Arthropoda; Insecta; Hymenoptera; Formicidae. The record is from RefSeq and is a predicted model, not a curated record. Gene Ontology annotation, molecular function: chromatin DNA binding.